AUGGAAUCGAAGAAUCUGGCGCUGGCGGAGGAGGCUGCGACGAGAUUGCGAACGAACGGGAUUAUGGAGCAGCUUGGCCCCCGGAUCUUUGACACACGCCCUUGGACUGGCGAUCACACGAAGCUUGCCGACGGCUUGCGAUUCGAGGCGGGCAUCCAAGCCGCCAUCAGCGGAGCGUUGGCGAUCCGAGGCGUUCCGCCCAUUAAUAUUCACCGCUCUGUCGGGGCCGCGUUACAAGACGCCUCUUUCAACAGCGCCGACGGCGGUUACGAUAUCUUGGAAGCAGAGCAUCGGGAAAUUGAGGGCCCACACGGAAGAUGGGGAAUUCCCGAGUCGCGGUCUGCGCCUCGCACAAUCUCUGACAUCACGGCCUUCGUGCGCAGUAUCGGCUUGACAGUUGAUCUUGAUGCUUGGUGGGAAAGUGGCGAAAGCGUGUCGCUCGAGGGGGAAGCCGCCCAGGCAGCUAUCGCGGUGAAUCUCAUGAUCACCACCGAGCGCUUCGCUUACGCGCCGCCGAUCAAAACGCACGGGCGCGACGGAGACGAGUUUAUUUUGGCGCCCGAUCUCGUGAAUACUGUAGAGCAUCUGGACGCUCAGAUGAAGCAGCUUCGCCAAGCGUUGGAGUCGCGGAGGCGGGUCCUGCAGUUUGGGGUCGCCCAGUCGGAGGAUCGCCUUCUCGCCGCGUACCGUCAUCUUUACAAAGGGGCGCCAGCAGCAGCCCCGGAGAUCAACAAAGUCGACAAGUAUUUCCUUGAGCGGGGCGAGAUUUAUGGUGGGACAGAGAUGAUGAAGACGUGGAUUGCAGAUAGAUCGAGUCGCGUCUCGGGCUUGCGUACCGCUUGA
Messenger RNA from Peniophora sp. CBMAI 1063, 843 nucleotides. The record is from the annotation of a GenBank genome assembly. Lineage: Eukaryota; Fungi; Basidiomycota; Agaricomycetes; Russulales; Peniophoraceae.